UUUUCUUUGCCUGCGAGUAUCAUUUCCUCUUUUACAUACUGAUGAGGCUCUUCUUUAGGACGCUUGAUAAGUCUGCUGGGUUCGCCUGUUAAAGAAGACCAAAGAUACGAAUCCUUAUAAAAGUAAUACGAGUGCAGUUUGUUGCUGGCGUCGUCUUGUUUUCAGUUAUAAAGCCUGACAGUAUAUUUCACGUGUUGAGCUGUGGAGCUCGUGCAAGACGGCUUCAAUGCAUCCCUUCGUGUAUGCGACUGUAUGAGAGAGAGUGAAGUGAGUGUGUAGGUGCGACAGCAAUGUGUGUGUCUGUGCAGUAGGGUGUGUGAAUGUGAUGUCGGGAGACACCGACACCCUGUCCUGGAGGAGCAUGUCUCCCAUCAGCCGCUCAGAUUCCUCGGAUGCGUCUCCCACGGCGAUUGUGGCCAGGGAUAGCAUCCUCCCGGCGAAGAUCAUCAAAGUGUGUUUCCUUAGCAACAACUCCAACCUGGGCAAGAACUUCAAACUGGUCAAAUGUCAGGAGAACUGGACCGUCAGGACUGUCAUCAAUGCGGUGCUGUCCAGUGGCUGUGUGGGUUCAGAGAUAAAACACAACCUCUGCUACGGCCUCCUCCUCAAACACCUCAAGUCCUCGGAGAUCCACUGGCUGCACCCGGACCUGCCGGUGCCCGAGCUCACCCAGCGCUAUGAACAGCAACACCUCGAGGCUGAGUGGAGAUACGACCUGAGGAUCAGAUACAUCCCGUCAGACUUCAUGGAGAAAUUCAAGAACGACAGAACCACCAUGCUCUACUUUUACCAGCAGGUACGAAGUGAUUACAUGCAGCAGUACGCCUCAAAAGUCAGUGAUGGGAUGGCUCUACAGCUCGGUUGUCUGGAGAUUAGGAGAUACUUCAAAGACAUGAAUCCAAACGGACUGGAGAAAAAGUCCAACUUUGAGCUAUUGGAGAAGGACGUGGGGCUGGACCUGUUCUUCCCCAGAGAGCUGAUUGAUAGCAUGAAGUCUAAGCAGUUGCGUCGGCUGAUCCAACAGACGUUUCAGGGCUACUCCGCUCUGAACCAGGACCAGUGCGUGGCCAAGUUCUUCACCACUCUGGCUCAGUGCUACAGCUACACACAGGAGAGAUUCGCCUGCCAGCUGGUGCACAGCUGGAGCAUAACAAUAGACCUGGUCAUCAGCCCUGAGGGCAUCAGUCAACAAACUGAGAACUCAAAACCCGUGGCAGCCUUCUCUCAGGUGCACAGCAUCUCCUGCUCUGCAGAGAGUGACGGUCAGGCUCUGCUCACUGUGCACAUAGAGGGAGCCAAGCAGCCGCUGUCAGUGAAAACCUCCUCCCUGGCUGUGGCGGAGAACAUGGCCGACCUGAUCGAUGGCUACUGUCGACUGGUCGGCAGCUCUGAGAGCUCGCUCAUUAUCAGACCCAGCAAAGGGAGAGACGCAAGACAGAAACUUCCUGACAUCCCAAAAUGUGGUGGCCCCAAAGGUCCUGAUAGAGGUUUGAGCUCUGAUAUUUAUGCUGAGAUCCCAGAAGGCAAAGCAGUCUCUGCUGACAAAUACAGGAUAUGCAGAGAUGACGUGACCGUGGGUCGGAUCUUGGGCGAGGGAUUCUUCGGGGAGGUUCAUGUUGGAGUUUAUAAAAGUCCAACCGGGGAGAGGAUCCAGGUGGCCAUCAAAACAUGUAAGGACUGUUCAGCAGAUGUAAAGGAGAAGUUUCUGAGUGAGGCCGGCUUGAUGAAAAACCUGGAUCAUCCCCACAUCGUGCGUCUGAUCGGAGUCAGCGAGGUCGAUCCGGUCUGGAUCAUCAUGGAGCUGUAUGAGCUUGGAGAGCUGGGGCAGUAUCUCGUGGAGCAGCAGUACGUCCUGAGUGGAGCAACAUUAAUCGUUUACUGCCUGCAAAUCUGCAAAGCCUUGGCGUACCUGGAGGGCCUCAACAUGGUGCACAGAGAUAUAGCGGUGAGAAAUGUGUUGGUGGCGUCGCAUGAAUGCGUCAAGCUCGGCGACUUUGGCUUGUCCCGCUACAUUGACGAGCAAGAGUACUAUAAAGCCUCAAUUAGUCGAUUACCAAUCAAAUGGAUGGCGCCCGAAUCCAUCAACUUCAGACGCUUCACAACAGCCAGUGAUGUCUGGAUGUUCGGUGUGUGCGUGUGGGAGGUCUUCUCCAUGGCCCAGCAGCCGUUCUUCUGGCUGGAGAACGGGCAGGUGAUCAGUCAGCUGGAGACGGGAGCUCGACUCCCCAAACCGCAGCUCUGUCCGCCCACCAUCUACUCCCUGCUCAGCCGCUGCUGGGCCUACGAGCCGCAGGCACGGCCCAGCUUCAGCCAGCUCGUCUGCUCCCUCAGUGAGAUCCACAGGAUGGAGUUGGAGCGGGAGCGGGGUGUGAAGUUGGACAGGUCGCACGCCAUCCCGCCAGCAUUUAACUCCAACCACACAGACCCUCCGCCCAAGCCAUCCAGAGUGCAAGGCAACACGCUUCCUCGGGUUGCACACAAACAGGCACCAGAGAGGGAUACCAGGCCUGCGUGGGAGAAAGAGAGAGCUCAUGUGGAGAACACUUUACAAAGACAAAGAAGAGAGAUGCAGAUGGAUAAACAGUGGCUGGAGCAGGAAGAAAGACAACUGGAUCCCGUCGUGCGGCUGGAUUCACCUGUCAAGCCUCCUGAAAAAAGCCCAGAAAAUGGUCCUCCAGAGAAGCCUCCGAUGCCUCCUCCAGUCACACAGACUCGCCCCACAGCCGAGCUGGACCGAUCGGGUGAUCAGGUUUACACCAGCGUCAUGCUGAUGGUGAAGCAGGUGGUCCAGCUGAAGAAUGAUGUCAACACACUGCCCGCCUCCGAGUAUCCCACCGCUGUCAAAGCAGUGGGCGUCACUCUCCGCAGCCUGAUUCAAAGUGUCGAUGAGAUCCUGCCUUCUCUGCACUGCUCGGUCACCACAGAGAUCGAGGGCACCAAGAAACUGCUGAACAAGGACUUAGGGGAGCUGAUCAAUAAGAUGCGACUGGCCCAGCAGAACUCGGUGACGUCGCUGAAGGAGGAGUGCCAGCGGCAGAUGCUGGCGGCCGCUCACACUCUCGCCCUCGACUCCAAAAACCUGCUGGACGCUGUGGACCAGGCUCGGGUCAGGGCCAACCUGGCCAAGCCCACACUCGACUCUCGAGAUGCAGGAGAUUCGAGCAAAUGAGAAGAGAGCAGUGAUGUUCACCGCUGGUUGAAUGGACUGGUUUAAAACAAGGACAUGGAGUUCAGGCUGGCUUCAACAAAAGCUCUGUUCAUGCUCUGUAUUCAUGCCAAAUAAAAUAUAUCAUAAUAUAUUAGUAUUUUGAUGGUGAACAAAUCAAACUUCAACAGUGUAUAGAAGCAAAAACAUUUGUACUGUUUAUUCUUUACUUUUUUUUUUACUAUUAAAGAGAAUGACAUUCUGCA
Seriola aureovittata is the source of this 3411-nucleotide messenger RNA. RefSeq names its product protein-tyrosine kinase 2-beta-like. Gene Ontology annotation, cellular component: cytoskeleton; focal adhesion. NCBI's taxonomy places the organism in Eukaryota, Metazoa, Chordata, Actinopteri, Carangiformes, Carangidae. The record is from RefSeq and is a predicted model, not a curated record. Bases 326 to 3169 code for a protein of 947 amino acids. Gene Ontology annotation, biological process: protein phosphorylation; signal complex assembly. The transcript is spliced from 30 exons. Gene Ontology annotation, molecular function: ATP binding; protein tyrosine kinase activity.